Molecule: messenger RNA, 1704 nt
Organism: Cavenderia fasciculata
Lineage: Eukaryota; Evosea; Eumycetozoa; Acytosteliales; Cavenderiaceae
Exons: 2
Coding region: 1-1704 (567 amino acids)
Biological process (GO): SCF-dependent proteasomal ubiquitin-dependent protein catabolic process
Cellular component (GO): SCF ubiquitin ligase complex
Molecular function (GO): protein binding
Source: RefSeq, a predicted model, not a curated record
AUGGUACAUAAUUAUGAAAAUGAUAAUAGUAAUAGUAAUAGCAAUAGUAAUAACAAUAGUAGGAAUAAUAGCAGAAGUAAUAGUUUAGAUUACGAUGGUAGCAAAGAUAAUAAAAACAUUGUAUCAUCUUCAUCACUGUCAUCAUCAUCAUCCUCUUCAUCCUAUUUAACAUCAUCGAGCUCAAUGACUAGUACUACUACACCACUAAAUGAUAUAACUUUGGCCAACAAUACUAUAUCAUUUAUAAAUUUGCCAUUGGAAAUAAUCGAUUCAAUAUUACAUCUUGUUGGACAAUCGACGUUACGAUCGGCGUCAAUGGUAUCAAAGCAAUGGAAUGUCGUGGUCAACUCGCUUUGGCAUACAAUCGAUUUGUCGAAAUCACAUAAUCACCUGACGCACAUCUCAUCCAAGCUCAACCAAUUGAAACAACAAAACAACCCAACAAAACAAACAAGGAAAAAAGAAAAGGUUGCUAAUAAACAGAAAAAACAAGAACAAGAUGAUUUGUACAUGGACAAGACAUCAUCUGACCAUGAUAAUAUAGUGGUGACGCUACCAACUAGUAGUACCCCACCAACGGCACCAACAACAACCAAAAAACUAAACUCUUUGGAAUCAAUCAUCCAAAACAUGAUAUUAAACUAUGGAUUUCUAAUCCCAGGAAGCGGACCAGACAGCACCUCACCACCCAUCUUUCAAAGACAAAUGUUGCGCUCGAAAAAGGUACAACAAGACAUUUCCAUACAGUUGGAUGUUCGCAUUGAACGCUUUUUUAGUGGACUGGCUGUACGAUAUUGUCGAGUAGAGGUGCUAGACCUAAGUGGAUGCGUCGACAUGAAACUCGAGUCGCUUUCCACACUCGCUCAAGCAUUUUCAUCUACAUUGACCAAACUCGUCACACGUAGAUGUCGGUCGACUAGCAUGGUUGAUGCAGACUUUGCAGACCAAGUGAUAUCGUAUCUACCUAAAUUGGAAACAUUGGCAAUUGGUGAAAUGCCCUAUAUUGGCGACAAAACCAUAGAAAGAGCAGUUUCCAUCGCGCCAUCUCUCAAAGCUCUGGGAUUGGGAAAAUGUCUGACCAUAAACGACCAAGCAAUUGCCCAUCUCGUCCCAAUCGCAUCGAGAAUCAAGACUAUAGGACUCAACAAUCUGACACAAUUGUCGGACCUUGCAGUGCGAUCGCUUGGAGUGCUCUGCCAAAACAUUGUUAUAUUUAGUAUCAGCAACAUGAAACAUCUUUCAUCCGACACUUUAUCAGCGAUUGCAUUGGCGUGUCCUCGACUGGGCUCGUUUGAUAUUGGUGGUUGUGACAAUGUCGAUGAUAAUGUACUCGAAGCCAUUGCAAGUAAUUGUCAUCAACUCUUCCAAUUCAACAUUAGCAAAUGCACCCUCGUGUCAUCACACGCCAUCGACAUGGUCAUUCAACGAUGUAGACAAAUUAAAAUCCUAUUUCUCAGUAAAACUGCAGUCGACGACGAUUGUAUUCUAAACGCAAUAGAUAUUUUACCAUUAGAAAUUUUAAUUUCAAUUGGUUGUUCCAAUUUAACAGAUAGAGUAUUACAAUCAUUGUUCAAGAUUGGAAACGAACGAUUAAGUAAAAUGAUCGUUAGUUUAAAUUCAUGUCCACAUAUUUCCGAUUCAUUACUUUCUAUUUUACAACAUUUAACCAAACAAUCCAACAACAGUUGUUUUACAGAAGAUUAA